This is a messenger RNA of Gasterosteus aculeatus aculeatus (three-spined stickleback), 1632 nucleotides long. Its product is annotated as green-sensitive opsin. Lineage: Eukaryota; Metazoa; Chordata; Actinopteri; Perciformes; Gasterosteidae. Gene Ontology annotation, cellular component: membrane. Gene Ontology annotation, biological process: phototransduction; visual perception; G protein-coupled receptor signaling pathway. The record is from RefSeq and is a predicted model, not a curated record. Gene Ontology annotation, molecular function: G protein-coupled receptor activity.
CAGUACCGCAUAAGCCGUGACAACAGUGACCUUGGACACUUCACCACUAUCUUUUGACUGAAGCUCUAGCAGAAGAUGGCCUGGGAAGGAGGACUCGAGCCCAAUGGCACAGAGGGCAAGAACUUCUACAUCCCCAUGUCCAACAGGACCGGGGUUGUUAGAAGUCCCUUUGAAUACCAGCAGUAUUAUUUGGCCGAUCCCAUUAUGUUUAAAAUUCUAGCUCUCUACAUGUUCUUCCUGAUCUGCACCGGAACUCCCAUCAAUGGUCUGACAUUGUUGGUCACAGCCCAGAACAAGAAGCUCCGGCAACCUCUCAACUACAUCCUGGUCAACCUGGCUGUGGCGGGGCUCAUUAUGUGCGCCUUUGGAUUCACCAUCACCAUCACGUCGGCUGUCAAUGGCUACUUCAUUCUCGGAGCCACUGCGUGUGCUGUUGAGGGAUUCAUGGCCACAUUAGGAGGUGAAGUUGCUCUCUGGUCCCUGGUGGUUCUUGCUGUUGAAAGAUACAUCGUAGUCUGCAAACCCAUGGGAAGCUUCAAGUUCUCUGGUACUCAUGCAGGAGCUGGAGUCCUUUUCACCUGGAUCAUGGCUAUGGCAUGUGCUGCUCCCCCUCUUUUUGGCUGGUCCAGGUACCUUCCUGAGGGCAUGCAGUGCUCGUGUGGACCUGACUACUACACUCUGGCUCCAGGCUUCAACAACGAAUCAUACGUCAUCUACAUGUUUGUGGUCCACUUCUUUACUCCCGUCUUCAUCAUUUUCUUUACUUAUGGAAGCCUUGUGCUGACAGUCAAAGCUGCCGCAGCCCAGCAGCAAGAAUCAGAGUCUACCCAGAAAGCUGAGAGGGAAGUGACACGCAUGUGCAUCUUGAUGGUCUUUGGCUUCCUAGUAGCUUGGGUGCCAUAUGCCAGUUUUGCCGGUUGGAUCUUCUUGAACAAAGGAGCUCCCUUCUCAGCCCUGACAGCAGCCAUCCCCGCCUUCUUUGCAAAGAGCUCAGCUCUGUAUAACCCUGUUAUCUACGUACUGUUGAACAAACAGUUCCGUAACUGCAUGCUGACCACUAUUGGAAUGGGCGGCAUGGUGGAGGACGAGACCUCAGUCUCUGCCAGCAAGACAGAAGUGUCCUCUGUGUCUUAAUCAUGACGACAUCCUCAAAUCUGUGGACAUUUUUCUCACUUAUCCUUUGCAGAUUUUCAAAACCAUCCAGUGGGAAAAAAGUCUUAAACUUUUGCCAAAUAGAGUUAUGGAUUUGAUGAAGAGACUCUGGACCAAACACAAUGAGGAAUUAAAUUUGUUAAUAUGUACAAACUAAACAAAUGUAAUGAAAUAUAUUUGCUGUGGAGGUUUUCUUGCGCAGCAUUUAUGUGUCCAUGUUCGCGUAAGAUUGAGUGAUUGAGUGAGUCAGUGAGUGAUUCAGUGAGAGAAUGAAAUGUGACUCACCGUGCAGGACAUGAUGACGCUCAAAAGACCUCAACUGUCAAGUCAAUCUAAACCUGCCGAAAUGUGACAUUUUAUGUUAUUUAUUUUAUUUCAAUUAAUUGUUUUACUGGGCUACCAGUAGCAACAUAUUUGCGUAUAACAUAAAAAGGAAAAAAAUACACAAAAUUAACUAGAUAAUAAAUGCAUGCAUGAAAA